GCCCCAAUCUCCGCCUCUCACCAACAUCAGUAUUGCCCUCUGUUAGAUCAAGAACAACCACCAAGAUGGACACCACCAACACCAAGCGCUUUUUUGACAAUCCCAUCAUCCGCACCUUUCUUGGGCUCCACAACUUUUUGGUGCUUGCGUCGUCAACCAUCUUGACUGGGAUCUUGUCCUACUUUUUACACCACUACCACUACCGAAACACGCAUCUUGUGUACCAAGAAGUGAUUGCGGUAGUGACCCUUUUUCUAUAUCUUUUUGCAACCUUUUUACCGGCAUUCAAAUUUUAUAGAGGCUACAUGCUUCCGCUUAACCUGCUGCUCUCAUACUUCUGGCUCACAAGCUUGAUUUUCAGCAGCCAGGAUUAUGCCGGUAAUAGGUGCUUGUACAAUUCUCCUCCUUUUGUCAACAGGUGCCGGCUCAAGCAUACCAUUCAGGCAUUUUGGAUCAUUGGUUUUUCAUACCUGUUCCUCAAUGCGAUCUUAGAAGCUCUAAUGUGGGCUGGUUCGCGGACAAACAGACUUCUCCACGGUGGUGACAUCGAGAAGGACAGACCGCUUACGAGUGGCAACGCAGUCCCUGUGAGCAACGGUCAUGGAACCACAACAACGGUGUAGAGAGAUGACGAAUUGGACUGGCAACGCGGUACGUUGACGCUCUUGGGCCUUACAAGAUGUAUGGCGAGGGAGAAUUUGUUGUAAUAUGUAUUUGGAUUUUUGUACACGAAAUGGUAAUAGGCUUCAUGGUGUGAAACCAUA
Molecule: messenger RNA, 764 nt
Organism: Podospora bellae-mahoneyi
Lineage: Eukaryota; Fungi; Ascomycota; Sordariomycetes; Sordariales; Podosporaceae
Exons: 2
Coding region: 66-623 (185 amino acids)
Source: RefSeq, a predicted model, not a curated record